This is a messenger RNA of Magallana angulata, 1940 nucleotides long. Its product is annotated as BTB and MATH domain-containing protein 38-like. The coding region runs from base 713 to 1516 and encodes 267 amino acids. The transcript has 3 exons. Lineage: Eukaryota; Metazoa; Mollusca; Bivalvia; Ostreida; Ostreidae. Gene Ontology annotation, molecular function: protein binding. The record is from RefSeq and is a predicted model, not a curated record.
UAAUGAUUCCGCUCAUUUCUUCAAUAAGCAUAAAACUGGCAAAAUAUGUUCAUUUCAAUACAUGUAUUUACUUUUUUAAGAUAGCAACAAACAAACCGUCAGAUUUACCACAACCCAAAUUUUAAAGAUCAGAAAAUUUUCAAAGAUUUUUACAUGUCAAUAUUCUAAUAAUAAAUCCAUUAAUACAUGUGAACAUUUGAUAGAAUAAAUAAUGUGUUUCUUUGUGUCAUCAAUAGACAAUGCAAAGAACACACUAAUUAAGUGAAAACACAGGCAAUGAUUUUUAUUUUAAACAAAACAAAAUUACAAAAGUUGUUGAUAGUUUUGAAUAAUUGACUGUGAUAAGGAACUUCGAGAUUUUUGAAAAACUACAAACUGGUUCACAAAUUAGUCUAACAACACACUAAACAUGGAAGUUCAAACAAAAUUAUUUCCACACUCAUUUUUUUAAAAUAACAUGAACACGGUUUGUUUUCUUCACAGAAUAAAUGCAUCAUUCAUUCUGCUAGGAUAACUCCGAGGGUUUGAAGUGCUUGGGAUUAGAGUUAAAAGGACACAGGUAUAUUACUUUUCUUUGGCAAUUUAAACUCCUGGCACAUGCCUAGGUCUGCAUAAACUGGAGUAAGACGAAUGUGUCGCCUUAACUGAGGAUCCGGCACUCUGCCCUAUACAGCAUCCCGACAAUAAUGUCUAUAGAUUAGUAGACUCCAUCAUGACAGAUGCGUCAGUGUUACGAGACUUCACUCAGCCAGACGAGUUGAGUGACCUUACGCUUGUCAUCGGUGGUACCCCCCUCCAUGUACACAAACAGUACCUGGCUGAGUGGUCUCCAGUGUGGCGCCAGAUGUUCCUGGAGGAAUGCUCCAGCCCCCAGGGUCUACAGGAAAUAGCAAUGCCGGACAAAAGUUUACAAGAAGUUACAGAACUGCUCCAUUGCAUCUACUCUACACAAAAACCUAUAUCAGAUGCAAAUGUGAGAUUUUUAUUGGAACUUUCCGAUGAAUUCAAAAUAAAUCGUGUGAAAGAACGCUGUGAACAAUUUCUGAAAAAUCAGGAGUGUUCCCUUGGAAAUUUAGUCAUCGCAGAGAAAUACAACCUCCGAUCCCUCUACAAACGUUGCAUGGAGCAUGCCAAAACCAAAACUCUGGAAGAACUGGACUCGAGUGUUGAGUGCAAAAAGCUGUCCCAAAAGACACUGUUAAAGAUAUAUCAUGACAAGAUCGAGAUGCUACGGGAUUAUUCAAAAGACUUGACGCAGAAGGACAGACAGACGUUAAAAGACUGCGACACACUAAAGAUGGAGAAAGAGAACAUGAAGAGAAGUCUACAGAGUAUACAGGUACUCUGGGAGUCUCCCAGCAAGAGGUGCUUCAGGCACAUUGCAGACAGCGCAUUCAAUUACAGCUGUGCAGACUGCAAUGAAAAGAUUUACUUUGAAGUGCGAAAGUUGUGUGGCGAGGGGCAGCAUCUCAGGAGAUACUUCCCUAAACAGUUGGACAAGAAGUCAUCGACUUAGUUGAAGAGGAGAUGAAAGGAUUAUCUUUUUCUAACUCUGAGACGAAUUAAGGCCUAAACUUAUACAUGAAAGAGUUGGAAGGGGGGUGCGGGUGGAUAAAGAUCAAUUCUUGGAUAUAAAUUUAUGUGGAAAAGGGGAAGGUUAAACAAAUGGUACAUGUAUAAAAUAAAAACAUGCAUGAAAGAAUUAAGGGACAUUUAAAGGUUCUAAAACUGAAUUUUUUACACUUAAUAGAGUAGGGAAUUGUUAAAUGAUGUAAUAUUUUUAGUACAUGUUAUGUUUUCCAGGGAGACUAUAUAUUUUACCUGUUUAUGGUACAUUAACAUAAAUAUAAUGAAAAAAAGUGGUCCUGGUCUAAAAACAAUAACCAUGCUUUGUUUAAUAUUUGUGUAAAUUGUAGAUUAAAUAAAACAAAUUUACUGAA